Molecule: messenger RNA, 1281 nt
Organism: Hypomesus transpacificus
Lineage: Eukaryota; Metazoa; Chordata; Actinopteri; Osmeriformes; Osmeridae
Product: RNA-binding protein with serine-rich domain 1-like
Exons: 7
Coding region: 86-913 (275 amino acids)
Biological process (GO): mRNA splicing, via spliceosome
Cellular component (GO): ASAP complex; nucleoplasm; cytoplasm
Molecular function (GO): RNA binding
Source: RefSeq, a predicted model, not a curated record
UACUGUUGAUGUGGUUUACGUCAUCAUUACGCGACAAAAACUAAGCACGAAGAGGAACGCUUACGGGCUGCUCCAGACUAAAGAAAUGGCACCAUCACCUAUCAAGCGGAAGGAGGAGGAAAAGACCAAAGACAGAGGAAAGGAGAAGACUGGUUCAAAGGAGGUGGUAGACAAGGACAGAGGCCGAGAGAAGGGCCGGAAACGUCGCAAUGCCUCCACAGGAAGCAGCAGCUCGUCCUCCAGCAGCAGCUCGGGCUCCAGCUCGGGCUCCUCCAGUGGCUCCAGCUCGUCAGGGUCCAGCAAGUCCGGUUCCUCCAGCUCGCACUCCUCCAGCUCCUCCAGCUCCUCCGGCUCGCCCAGUCCCGGCCGCCGUCGCCACGACAACCGCAGACGCUCCCGCUCGACGUCCAAAACCCAAAAAAGGGGCGACGAUAAAGAUCGAAAGAGGAGAAGCCCGAGCCCCAAACCCACCAAAGUUUACCUCGGACGACUGACGAAGAACGUGACCAAGGACCACAUCCAUGAGAUCUUCUCCGUCUACGGGAAGAUCAAGAUUGUUGACAUGCCAGGGGGCAAGCUCCACCCCAACCUGUCCAGAGGCUACGCCUACGUGGAGUUUGAGACCCCAGAGGAGGCCCAGAAGGCCCUCAAACACAUGGAUGGAGGGCAGAUUGACGGACAGGAAAUCACUGCCUCUGCUGUGCUGGCUCCCAGACCACGCCCUCCACCUCGCAGACCCUCCCCUCCCCGCAGAAUGCCUCCACCCCCCCCAAUGUGGCGUCGCACGCCACCCCGCAUGAGGAGACGGUCUCGGUCACCAAGGAGACGGUCUCCCGUGCGCAGACGCUCUCGCUCCAGGUCCCCUGGGCGUAGGCGUCACCGUUCCCGCUCCAGUUCCAACUCUUCACGGUAGAGCUACGACAUCACUGGACCCCACAUCCAGGAACCCAGGACCCCCACCCUCAUCCUGCUCCAUCUCCCGGGACACCAGCCCACUGGACCCGAGAGAUUUGGCUGGAACUAGAGGCUAUCCUCCCUGGACCAGUUGUCCACUUUCCCCAUUGUGUCUUGUCUCUUUACUUUAUAGAUGACAUGUCUUAGAUCAAUGUAUUGUUCGGCCCAACCAAUAAGACUCAAGAAGUCUCAACCCUUGUUUGUUUCAUGCUUUUCGGUUAAUUCAUCCACAUAAUUAUCAGAUUUUCUUAAGCUGUGACAAGACCUCUUUAGUAUAAUGUUUUAUUUUGUACAAGUUUUGCAAUUAAAUGUGAAAUAUCAAUUUGA